AUGUUCGCGAGCGACAACAAGACAGAGCAACUCCACGUAGCAGUAGCUUUCGGCGACUUGCAAGCUGUCUUGCGAAUGCUGGCGGAAGGAGCAGACGCCGAUGCUGCCGACUGUUUCAAGGUACGACCGCUCCACAUUGCUGCGGAGCAAGGCCAUUUGGAAAUUAUUAAAGCGCUUCUCGAAAAGGGCUGUGAUGUAAAUGCAGAGGCAUCUGCCCCUUCUCCAGUGGGGCUACUGGAGCGGGACUCCAGCACCACCAACCGCGCCACUGACGGCCCAGACCACAGCACCACCUCCAUCAACGCCAGCCCUCCCAGCACAAGCCACAUCAUCGCCAGCAGUGUCAUCAGUCGCACCAUCGCCAGCAACGGCAGCGGCCGCACCAUCACCACGAGCAGCAGCCACAACUCCAACUACAACGCAUACUCCGAUUCCAGCAUAUCACUCCACGCUGCUGUAAGAGCCGGCAACUUGCAAGAUGUCCUGGAAAUGCUGUCGAAAGGAGCAGACGUCGAAGCCGCAGACAUUUUUAAGGUACGACCGAUCCAUAUUGCUGCGGAGGAAGGCCACUUGGACAUUAUUAAAGCGCUUAUCGCGAGGGGGUGUAACGUAAAUGCACUCGCGGCUUGCGCUACCCCAUUGUUCAAUCAGCUGGAGCGGGGAAUGACACCGUUACAUUUAGCUGCCAGAAACGCUGACCCAAACCUCGCGCUUUGUUUGAUUAGUGCUGGCGCUAAAGUUAACGCUAAGAAUAGUUCCGAAGUGGUUCCACUGCACCUUGCCGCACAGCAUGGCCAUUUGUCGGUAGUGAAGGCACUAGUUUCUGCGAAUGCAGACGUAAAUGCUGAGGACAACAUAAAAGUCACCCCACUUGUUUCCGCUGUGGCGCAGAAUUUUGAAGACGUAGCCAAAUUUCUUGUACAGAACGGUGCAGUUGUAAAUGCUAGAAAUUCAGAACGUGUGACACCACUGCAUUUCGCAGCGGAAAUGGGAAAUGUUAACAUAGCAAAGCUGCUGAUCCAGAACCAGGCCGCGAUUAAUGCAAAGAAUCUGGAAGGCUUCACUCCAUUGCACGUGUCUAUACAAAACAGACAAGCCGCAGUAAGUCAGUUUUUAAUAAAUAGUGGAGCAGAUGUGAAUGCGACAGAUGACGAGGGAUGGACCCCUUUGCAUAAUGUUGCACACAGUGGAUACCCUGCGGAAACCGCUAGACUUUUGAUUGCGAAAGGUGCUAGCGUGAAUGCGCGGGAAAGGAUUGGACGAACACCCCUGCACCUUGCUGCAGCGAUUGAUUUCAGAGAUGUAGUGAACAUCCUGAUCACGAACAAAGCUGAUGUUAAUGCGACUGACGAUCGGAUGUGGACGCCAUUGCAUAGCGCAGCUUACGACGGCCAUUUGGAUACUACAAAAAUUCUUACUGUCAGCGGGGCUAAAAUUGAUGCGAGGACUGAAAAGCAGACUACACCACUGCAUUUUGCAGCAGACUACUGGCAUGUCGAAGUAGUUAAAUACCUUUUGGCAAAAGGAGCCGAAGUUAAUGCUCGCGAUCACACAGACUGGACGGCACUUCACUUUGCAGCAGAUGAGGGUUCCAUCCUAGUUCCUCUAGGGGCGUCGGGACACUCGGGUGCAGAAGCGCAGGACUCAAAAAUGAAUACUGUUCGAGCUCUCAUCGAAAACGGAGCUGAUAUAAAUGCAAAGGGAAGCAACGAUGAAACAGCUCUGCACGUAGCCGUUAAUUUGCCUGGUAUUUUCUCACGUUUUAUGAAAAUGGAAAGUGAAGAUGAGUUUGAUAUUGAAUUUAGUGGGUCUGAGAGUUCUGAAGAUAGCUAUGAAGAGAGUUUGGAAGAAGGAAGUGAUGAAUCAGUUUCUUCUGAGUGUGACAUUGCGAGCGCCAGAGUGUGGUAUGAGAUAGAUCCAUCUAAGCCACUGCCACCUGCUCCACCACGUUUUCCUUUUACAGGUGGCGGCCGCGAAGAAAUCUCCCAGCAGCUACGCCAGGUGUCGCAGCAGGUGCGUCACAGCCCCGUCAAGUUCAGCGCCUGUUCCCUGUUCAGCGUGGACGGCAGGCUGCUGACGGGAUACGUGGCCGCAGUCGUCACAUACGCCAUCAUACUCACACAGUUCAACACAGGAAGCUGUUAA
Messenger RNA from Schistocerca nitens (vagrant locust), 2145 nucleotides. Its product is annotated as putative ankyrin repeat protein RF_0381. NCBI's taxonomy places the organism in Eukaryota, Metazoa, Arthropoda, Insecta, Orthoptera, Acrididae. The record is from RefSeq and is a predicted model, not a curated record. Bases 1 to 2145 code for a protein of 714 amino acids. The transcript has 5 exons. Gene Ontology annotation, biological process: sensory perception of taste. Gene Ontology annotation, molecular function: protein binding. Gene Ontology annotation, cellular component: membrane; cytoplasm; nucleus.